Molecule: messenger RNA, 1973 nt
Organism: Symsagittifera roscoffensis
Lineage: Eukaryota; Metazoa; Xenacoelomorpha; Acoela; Convolutidae
Product: homeobox protein six1-like
Exons: 2
Coding region: 625-1776 (383 amino acids)
Biological process (GO): regulation of transcription by RNA polymerase II
Cellular component (GO): nucleus; transcription regulator complex
Molecular function (GO): RNA polymerase II cis-regulatory region sequence-specific DNA binding; DNA-binding transcription factor activity, RNA polymerase II-specific
Source: RefSeq, a predicted model, not a curated record
ACUUUCCUGCAAUCUGAUUGGCCAAUUCUCUCAUCCACUCCUUAAAACUCACCUAGGCGUAACAAACAACAAAAGUACUUCAGUUAAUUCCAUUCAACUUAAGAGGCAAUCAAUCAUAUCAGACACUUUUUUUUGACAAUUCAACAUCCAGUGGAAAUACAAUACUUAUUUCCCAGUACUCUGGAAGUGGUAAUUUAAAAUCACUUAUCCACUUAAUUUGGGAAACAUACCAAUUAGCAUACCUUGUUAAGUUGCCAAAAAUUCCCUCAGGCAAAAUUCAAUUGUUUUGUUCCUAGUUGUAAUAAAAUUACUCAAAAAUUUUUCCUCAUUCUGGUCAUUUAAUUAAUCACAUAAACGAGUAUAAAUAAGAUCUAAUACUAAAUUUAUUGAAAAUUUAAUUAGAUCUCCAAAAAUCAAAUAUUUUAUCAAAUUUAGCACAAAAUAAUUAUCAAAUUUCAAACACUCUUCUCCGAAAAAAAAUGGAGCGUUAAAUAGUUUUCAUAAACGGCUAUCUUUGGACAUAUUUCUCCAAAACCAGUUCUUAAAUAACCUUCAAUAAAACCAACUUCAUUAUUUUUUUAAAUCGACGAAACAAAAAGCGAAGUUUACAAAAAAGCGGAAAAAAUGUGCGAUUUUCCUGUUUCUCAGUCUAACUUUUAUUUUAACCGGGAGCAAAUCGAAUGCAUAGCCGAAGUCAUGUUUCAAAGCGGCGACGUCGACAGACUUACUCGAUUUUUAUGGACCCUUCCAAGUACAGAACUAAUACACGGGUCCGAAGUGGUUAUGAAAAGCCGAGCAGUUGUCGCUUUUCACACUCGAAACUUCAGAGAGCUAUACACUCUAUUGGAGACUUAUAGUUUCAGUUUGAAAAACCACGACUUGCUUCAAGACGUGUGGUAUAAAGCUCAUUAUUACGAAGCCGAGAAAAUACGAGGUCGAGCACUCGGCGCUGUCGAUAAGUACCGAAUACGGCGGAAAUUUCCACUUCCUAAAACUAUUUGGGACGGCGAGGAAACAAUUUACUGUUUCAAAGAGAAGUCAAGAAACAAAUUGAAGGAAAGCUACAAGAAAAAUAAGUACCCCACACCUGAAGAGAAGAAAGCGCUGGCUAAAAACUCUGGAUUGACUUUGACUCAAGUUAGCAACUGGUUUAAGAACCGCAGACAAAGAGACAGAACGCCACACAAAAGCGGUGACGGAAAUAGUGACAGCGAAGAUGAAAUCACAAUAGACCACAAGGGCAAAUUCAUUUCCCUCAAACAUCACGCAAAUAACCCACAAACAACUACAAAUCAACAACAUCUAAACAGCAGUAUCUCAUUUUCAUCGACAAACAUAAACAACAAAUCGUCUUCACUGAAUAUUAAUGUGAGUGAAAACGGGUCAAACACAAAACGAAACCUUAGUUCAUCAAAUUCAAGUCACACUUUUGGAAAAAACAAACGAAAUAAUGAUGUAAAUACUGAAAAUAUUCCGAAGAAAAUGAGCGGAACUCACGUCAAAAACGAAACUUCAUCAUUCUUUGCGAGAGCCCAUGCAAUUUCACCAUCCCGAAACUCGGAUACAAUAUUUCUGAACACAGCCAAUACUGGAGUCAAUUAUCCGGCAGCUCUUGGGUUGUUUGCUUCAAACGGUAAUGUUACUAAUUCUGGAAAACAAUUGAGUGAAUUUGUUCCUUCCGGGACUAAUUUUGGAUCAGUGCUGGCUGGAAGCGGAAUGAGUCCCUAUCAUAACGCUGCAACUGCGGCGUAUCUCCAGUCAUUUGCCAAAAACUGAUACUUGCAAAACUGCUGAGAAAACUAUGGAGUAUAAUACUGAGAGCAAUAAACAUAUUGUAUAUUCGAUAUCGCACAAUUAUAUCACAAAUUAAGUAAAUCAUAAUAAUUUAUCUUUUAUAAUCCUUUAAAACUUAUAAUUCUUCUCUAAAAAUCAAGUCAAGCCAACUGUAAUCCAGACAGUGGCAAGGGCAGGAA